Messenger RNA from Balearica regulorum gibbericeps (East African grey crowned-crane), 2009 nucleotides. Lineage: Eukaryota; Metazoa; Chordata; Aves; Gruiformes; Gruidae. The record is from RefSeq and is a predicted model, not a curated record.
AGCUCAGACUUAUUCUACGAGCUGUCAAGUGGCUCGUUCCUGCCAAAGAACAAUUUUCAUGGGCAGGUCUUUUUAAUGGCAUGAAAACACUGGGUUUAAGGGGCAUGUUUGCAACUGUAGAUGGCAUUUCACAGCGUGCCCCUGUGCACUGGUCAGAGAAUGUGAUUGGAGCAGCUUUGUGCUUCCCUUACGUGGUUGCUCUCGAUGAUGAGUUCAUUACCGUGCACAGCAUGUUGGACCAGCAGCAAAAGCAAACCCUGCCUUUUAAAGAAGGUCACAUUCUACAGGACUUUGAAGGAAAGGUGAUUGUUGCUACUAAUAAGGGAGUGUAUAUCUUGGUGCCACUACCUUUGGAAAAACAGAUUCAGGAUCUUCUAGCUAGCCACAGAGUGGAAGAAGCCCUUGUUCUGGCAAAAGGAGCUAGAAGGAAUAUUCCAAAAGAGAAAUUUCAGGUAAUGUACAAACGAAUCCUGCAGCAAGCAGGUUUUAUACAGUUUGCACAGCUUCAGUUCCUUGAAGCAAAAGAACUCUUCAGAAGCGGCCAGCUUGAUGUCCGGGAGCUGAUCUCUCUCUACCCCUUCCUGUUGCCUACUUCCUCUUCAUUUAUACGAUCUCAUCCCCCUCUGCAUGAGUACGCGGACCUAAACCAACUGACCCAAGGAGACCAGGAGAAGAUGACAAAAUGCAAACGAUUCCUCAUGAGUUACUUGAAUGAAGUCCGCAGCACUGAGGUUGCAAAUGGCUACAAGGAAGACAUUGACACAGCUUUACUCAAGCUGUAUGCAGAGUCAAAUCAUGAAAGCCUUCUGGAUCUGCUAGUUUCAGAGAACUUUUGUCUUUUAACAGAUAGUGCUGCCUGGCUGGAGAAGCACAAAAAGUAUUUUGCCCUUGGUCUUCUGUAUCACUACAAUGGUCAGGAUGCUACAGCACUUCAGUUAUGGGUGAAAAUAGUUGAUGGAGACAUUCAAGAUUCUACACGUUCAGAUCUCUAUGAAUAUAUAGUAGACUUCCUUACAUUCUGCUCAGACCAAGAUCUAGUGUGGAAAUACUCUGAAUGGGUUUUACAAAAAAAUGAAGAGGUUGGCGUACAGAUUUUCACUAAAAGGCCUUUGGAAGAACAGGAGAAGAACAACAUUAAUCAAGACGAUAUCAUCAGUUGCCUUAACAAAUAUCCUAAAGCACGUGUUAAAUAUCUAGAACAUCUAGUAUUGGACAGAAAAAUAGAGAAAGAAAAGUACCAUACCCAUCUAGCUGUCUUGUACUUGGAGGCAGUACUUCAGCUAAAAUCCAUGACCACAGAUAAUUCUACAGAAACAACUGAACUGCUGUUUAAACUACGCAGUCUUCUUCAGAAAUCUGAUCUUUAUAGAAUUCACUUUAUUUUGGACAAAAUCCAGGGCACAGACCUUCAUAUGGAAAGUGCAAUUUUAUAUGGAAAACUAGAAGAACACGAGAAGGCUUUGCAUAUCCUUGUCCACAAGUUAAAGGACUUCCAUGCUGCUGAAGAAUACUGUAUAUGGAACUCUGAGAACAGAGAUGUGCAGUACAGACGAAGGCUUUUCCAUAUGCUGCUGUCAGUGUACCUAAAUCCAGGCACUUCGGAUUGUGCGCUAGUCAUGGCUGCUGUGGAUCUCCUGAAUAGCCACGCUGCUGAAUUUGAUGCGGCUCUAGUUUUGCAGCUGGUGCCUGACAGCUGGUCAGUGCAGCUCCUCUCCCCAUUCCUGGCUGGAGCAGUGAGGCAAAGCGUUCAUACAAGAAGAAUGACUCAGACUGCACUUGGGUUAGCACAAGCUGAAAACUUAAUCUACAAAUAUGAGAAGGUUAAACAAAAAGGAACCCCAAUUCUUCUUUCGGACAAAAAGGUCUGUCAGUUGUGCCAAAAUCCUUUCUCCAAGCCGGUAUUUGUCAGAUACCCAAAUGGGGGUGUGGUCCACACACACUGUGCUGCAAACAGACAUCUGAAUUCAAACAUGACUCAUCACUCUUCCAGCUCCAGCAAUCAGACUUGA